CUCCUCCGUCUCGUGCUGUCCAGCGCUCUCCCCGCCGUAACUACAGUGGAUUUGUCUGAUUCCACCUGCAGUUCUCUAUCUACAACAGCUUUCCCGUUGCAGUGUAAUGGCAGGUUGGGCUGCUGCUUCCUCCGGGCUGACGGAGACAGAUUAUGAACAUACACUCAGCCCUGCAGGCAACUAAACCUCUACCAGUCCUGCUGUAACUCCAGAUCCAAGAUCACCGUCAAACAGCUGAGCAGCCAGCAGUGAUAAUGGACCCAAACCUCAACAACAAGAGAAAAAAGAGUCCUGGACCGGUUUACCUGAGGCUCCUUCACUCUAGAUUCUGCUAAGCCUUCUAUCCACAAAGUCAUUUCAUGGCUGGGAUUCGGCGCUUCCUGAUCACUUGCUGACAAAUGUUUGCUGAAACCGUCCGCCUAAAGGAGCAUUGAAAAGACAAAAAAAAGCAACCUUGGCUGCAGACUGCGAGCAGUUUGUGUGUCUGUGGUUAGGUCUGUAAUCAUGGGGAAAGAACAGGAUCUGCUGGUUGCAGUGAAGAGUGGAGAUCUUCUGCUGGCGCACAAACUUCUCUCCAAAGUCAAGUGCAACAAAACAAAGUUGCUGGGCUCCACCAAGAAACUCAACAUCAACUACCAAGACUCAGAUGGCUUCUCCGCGCUGCACCAUGCCGCUCUCACGGGCACCACCGAGCUGCUGUCUCUGCUGCUGGAGGCCCAGGCCACGGUGGAUAUCAAGGACAUCAACGGCAUGCGUCCCCUCCACUACGCAGCAUGGCAGGGUAAAGCAGACUCUGUCUUAUUGUUGCUGAGAGCUGGAGCUUCAGUCAACUCCCCUUCCCAUGACGGACAGAUACCGUUACAUCUCUCUGCUCAAUAUGGACACUACGAGGUGUCUGAGAUGUUGUUGCAGCACCAGUCUAACCCCUGCCUGAAGAACAAGGCAAACAAGACUCCUCUAGAUCUGGCCUGCGAGUUUGGGAGACUCAAGGUGGCUCAGUUGCUGCUCAGCAGUAACAUGGUGACAGCGCUGUUAGAAGGGGAGGGAGGGCAAGACAGCAUGGAAUCUCCGUCCACCACCCCCCUCCACCUGGCAGCCAGGAAUGGACACAAAGACAUCAUCAAGUUGCUGCUCAAAGCCGGUAUUGACAUCAACAGAGCCACCAAAGCGGGGACGUCUCUGCACGAGGCUGCCCUCUACGGCAAAACCGAAGUUGUGCGACUACUGCUCGAUGCGGGCAUCAACGUGAACAUCCGCAACACGUACAACCAGACAGCUUUGGACAUUGUCAACCAGUUCACCACCUCCACAGCUAGCAGGGAAAUCAAACAGCUGCUGAGAGAAGCAUCAAGCUCUCUCCAGGUCAGAGCGGUGAAGGACUACUGGAACCUCCACGACCCAACCGCUCUCAACCUCCGGGCUGGAGAACUUAUUAUGGUCGUGGAGCAGCACUCAGACGGUCGUUGGAAAGGUCACAUCCAUGACACCCAGCGGGGGACGGACCGGGUGGGCUUCUUCCCCCCUUCAGUGGUGGAGGUCCUCAGCAGACGAGCAGGGGGCACUCUUUCCCGCCAAGCCUCAAUACCUUGCCAACGACAACACUUUGCAUCCAGAGCUCCCCCCUCAAGCUACGGCCCCGUCCCUCAGACUGACGACUCAUACACCCUUGGCCACGAUCCCACAGGUGCUCCACCUGACAGUCAGCUCUCAGCCCCAGAUAGUCCUGCUAGCCCCACUCAGGACAUUUGGGUCCUCAGGAGGUCUCCCACUGGUGACAGAAACAGUGUUGGCAGCGCGGGCAGCGUGGGCAGCAGCCGCAGCGCUGGCAGCGGCCAGAGCUCAGAGAGCGGCCACAAACAGAAUGGGACUCAAAAUCGCCAUAAUGCUGACACUGGCAAGCUGGCUCCCUCUGCUGGUGAAUCUGGAGACCAUCUCCACAUUGUGGGAGCAGACCACAGCAAACAGGCGGAUGGGACCACAGGUGGUUCUCGACGGCAGGUCAACGGCACUCCUCAGAAAGGCUUCGUAAGGCCAGAACAGUUUCUGGAGGGCAAGGACUGUGAGGCCAUCUAUCAGUGGUUGUGUGAGUUCCAGUUGGAGCAGUACACGUCCAACUUCAUCAACGCGGGAUAUGAUGUUCCCACUAUCAGCAGGAUGACCCCUGAGGACCUGACAGCUAUCGGAGUGACCAAACCAGGCCACCGAAAGAAGAUCUCAAUGGAGAUCGGCAAGCUAAACAUCCCAGAGUGGCUGCCUGAUUACAUUCCUUCGGACCUGGGGGAGUGGUUGAGUAUGAUUGGACUGCCUCAGUACCAGAAGAGAUUGUGCGACAAUGGCUAUGACUCCAUCCCUAUUGUCAAAGACAUCACCUGGGAAGACCUGCAGGAGAUAGGCAUCACCAAACUGGGCCAUCAGAAGAAGCUCAUGUUAGCAGUGAAGAGACUCAGUGAUCUGCAGCGCGCUCGUAACCAUUCUGACAGAGCUGAAGGCGGGACUCUCCGACGGAAGCCCCCCACCGCCUUGGAACUAGUGGCCAUCGAACACACACCAUCACACAAUGUGCACGCUCUCGCUCGCUCUGACGCUUCUUCUGACACCUGCUGCCCCUCCCCUCGCACACCGAGGGCCCUCCUCUCCUUCCAGGACAGCGAGUUGAGCGCCGAGCUGCAGAGCGCUAUGAUGGGCAGGGCGGGAGGAGGUGCUGCCGAGGCGUUCGGCAUCAGAGGCAUGACCUCUGCUGCAGCUAUAUCUGCCAUGUCGGUCAGUCAGGAGAGCAUUAGCAUGCGAUCGCGGGGAUCAGGGAAUUCUGGGAAUUCUGGGAAUUCAAAUUCAGUAUAUUCUCAAGACCACCAAGCUGCACAACCUUCAGCAAAGAAACCCAGCCGGUCAGAGGAGAGCCUGGGCUGUGGUGCAGGGGAGGAGGCCAAGCGAGGAAGAAGCAGUCCUGGAGGCAGAAGUAGACAAAGACCCACAGAGAUGUGGGAGCACCAGAGUCGGUCAGCUACCCCCAAUAAACUUCCCUUCUCCCCACUAACCCCUCCACUAACCCCCAGCAAGAUGCCUCGCUUUGCCUACCCAGCUAUCCCGCCCAAGGCCAAACACUUCCAGUCCCCUAGCCGCCUCUGUCAGCCUCAGCACCACCCGCCCUCCUCCCCUUCCUCUCCAUCCCCGCAGCCUUCGCCCACACAGAAGGCCUUCAGUUACCUCCACGCCCAGGCAGGAGGCAUCAACGGGGCUCACAAGCUCUCCAAGCCUCUACCUGGAGCUGUCCCUCUGCUGGGACCCCGACCUGGACAGGGCCAAGCUGAUGACACCCAGAGGGGUCCGCACAAGAAGCGCGCCCAAAGCCUGACUCGAUACGCUCUGUCCGACGGUGAGCCAGACGAAGACGACGACCUCGCUCCCCCCUGCACCUCUGCUUCCUCUGCAGUCAUGCCCUCCUAUGCCACCCUGUCGCGCAGGCCGGGACGCGGGCACACAAGUACCACAGGGACCCAACGCCAAAUCAACCGCAGCCACUCGUUCGCCGUGCGAUCCCGACGCAAAGGCCCACCCCCGCCACCGCCCAAGAGGAUGAGCUCGGUAAGCGGCAGCCCGGCACGCCAACCAGGGAAUGGGAAAGUGGCGGAGCCAGAGGCGAAAGGAGGGGUGUCGACGGAGAGCACAGGCAGUGUAAGGAGCAUCGCAGCCAGGCUAGAGGGAAGCAGCAGCAGUCCCUCCAGGAGGAUAGAUAUACCACCAACUCCCAUCCCAGUGUCACCUAUAUUCAGCCCUGUUUCCUCCCCGAUUUCAUAUGGGAUGGCGCCUCACACCAUCCUACAGCACUCCAAACCUGUCCCUGCUCUGGGCCUGGCGGGCCUCAGGAGGACAGGAAGCGAGAGGACAGAAGUAGAGACCGACAGACAAAGAAGUGGAGGCACAGAGGGAACACUCGAAGAGAAAGCAAGGAAAAGUGAAAGAAUAUCAAAGAGUGGUACAGCUUCUUCAAAGCACAGCUCCGGUGACCACCUCCCUUUUGCUGAAGAAGGCAACCUCACUAUCAAACAGCGGCCCAGGAUAGCAGUUGUCCCCCGAGCAGACUUUGAAGUCAAGACCCCUCCUGAGGGUCCAUUACAGACCCCGAACAGCCUGGAACUCCCAGAGUUCAAUCUCAAAGAGUCGGACACGGUCAAAAGACGACACAAACCCAAAGACCCGUCGACACCUGAUGAGGCAACUACCCCGAACAGAGACGACAACCACCCGCAAACCAAGAGUCUCCACACACACGAUGAUGUCACGCUGAGCGACUGUGAAUCUCAGAGGCCGGGGAUUGUGUUCCAGAGAGUAGGCUCCAUGGGGAAAGGCCCGAAGCUUCCAGUGUCCUCAAAACCUUCCAGUCCUCUCAAACAAUCCCCUGACAGCAAACCACCAACCCCCCAGAAAACAGUCCCUCCAGCGCAAGCUAGUGCGCAAACCGCCAUUCCUAAACUAACCAGCGUACAGGUUCACACAGUUUCUCCGAAGCUGGGCGGCAGCAUCCACACACAGACAUGUAUGCCCAGUCCCAAACCAGUGAGACGCACACAGACAGUGAUGUCCAAGCCAGAGAGUCCACAGAAAGCUGCUGGUUUGUCUGUAUCAAGACUCCCUCAGCCCAGCAUGGCCUCGGCGUCAACUGCAGUUCCGAACCUAACCAUGGUCCAGGGCGUUGCGUUCGCUUCUCCGUCCUCCCCAGCUUCGGCCCAUUCAUACACCACCUCGGCCCUACCGGCUCAGGAAGGGAGAACAGGGCCACCCCAGGCUGGUGCGGCCGGUCCGGAGGUGCUGGCUCAGAAGAGGCUGGAGCAAACCAGCACGUCGCUGGAGGCUGCUCUCAAAGUGGUGGAGAACAAACUGGCCUACGGGAGCUGCGUGGACGGUGGCAGCAGCACAGUGAAGGCAGCAGGAAAUAUUCUGGAUGACAUUGGCAACAUGUUUGACGACCUGGCUGACCAGCUGGACGCUAUGUUGGAGUGACAUCCCCAAACUCUGCCUCACAGGAGAAGCGAGAAGCCAUCAAAACAGGAGAUCAAGAUGGAUCUUUGAUGCUGGUAAGAACAGAGGCAGAGGACUCAGCACCUCUUCAUGGCUCUGGAUGAAUCAAUAAGUGCACAUUUGAGGAUUUCCUGCACAACUUUCCCUCAAUAUUGCCCAGUUUUUCAACGCGAGCACUUCGCCUUAGGACACACACUUGGGAAUGUUAUUGGAGCAACAACAAACAGCAGCUGCAAGAUCGGCUUCCAGAUGUCUGUGUUCAGUGUAUUAUCACUAAAUGAAUGAGGGUCCAUUUUAUUCACGUUACCUGUAAAUGUGUAGAUAAGUCUAUGGUGGCGCUGUGUAUGUGUGUAGGCAGAUAUCUUUAUACUGAGUAUAUUUAUACUUAUGUUUGUUUUUAACAAAUGGAGUUCCUAUUGACUUAAAUCAUUCUAGUGUUCAUCAAUACUGUUAUAUAUAUUUUGCUGCUUGUUGUCUAUAACAUGGGGAAAAUAUUGUUUAUUGUAAUAAAAGCAGCAUAUUCCAUAUUAGAUUUGUUUUUACACGUUUUUACCAAAGUUUUUAUCCUCUUGAAGAGGCACAUUAAGGGGUCGGCACAAAGUGAGGAAUUUUUAAAGAGAUGUCUAUCAGGUGCGACUUGCUGUGAGGUAAAGUGGAGACUGUCGAGACUGUGGAGCUCAGUCCACCUCCCACUAACAGCUUGGAAGGUUUUACAGCUCACCUCAGGGUGCUUUGAAGUGAAUUUACUGUAAGUGUGCAGUUUCUAAAGAAUGGGGGAUGCUUUAAUCAUUUCAACAGUGGCCUGUUACAAAGCAUUUCAAGUAAGAUCAACCUUCUGAAAGACUAUGACUGAACACUGUAAGGGAUGAACACAGCGCAGUGUAUGGAGUCUCGAGUGUGCUACAGGAAUAAUCAAAGACUUUCACAUGUUUAUUAAAUAAAUUAAUAAAUUUUUUACAUUGUUUUUUAUUGUAUGUCUCUAUUUGUUACACCAUUUCGUACUGUGUCGCAAUAUCAUAUUUCAAUUUUACAAUGCUUUACUGUGGGCUCCGCAAACAUGAGCGUAGUUGCUCCCUGCUAGAUAACUGGCUCACUGGUCUGUGGAAACCCAACCUAAUCACUUCCAGCCUUCUAUCAAAACACACCAAUAGUUAGAUAACUAACGUAUUUAUAUAGACCAGACGAAUAUACAAAGCAAGUCAAACAGUGGUGACAUACAGCCACUAUGUUUUAAUACUAAAACUUUAGCUUUUUGAAAAUGAUUAAGGUUGGAAACUUUAACCAAAACUAAAAUUUUAUUAUUAAUUUAUCAUUUAGAGACAUAAGAUAAAAUAGAAUUAUUGAUUGGAACUUUAACAAUGGUUUUAUUAUUUUUUACUUUGUGUAAAUAGUUUUAUCAUGCAUCGUUUAAAUAAUUUUGGCACACUCCAGACUCUAUAGAAGAGCAGAGACCUCUCUCAGAGCAAUUAGCGGGUUAGGCAGCUGUAUUUGGGGUAAACUCUGGCUUACUCUUGGAUUGGUAAACCCAGUUAACAGAACCUGUCGUUAACAAGCUUUGUGAGACAAGUUUAGUUCAGGAUCAACAGUGUUAGGUUUAUUGUAUUAAUAUUCCUUUACUUUUGUUUACCUAUCCCUUGUUUCCACACACCUUAUAGAGUAUUCACUGCACAAAGAGAUGCUCUUACUAUUAAUUCAUCUGAUUACUGCAAUCAUUGACCCAAUGCCAUACACUUAUUGUGCAGUUGAAUGCCUGUUUGUGAGCCAUCCUCUUUCAAUGAGGCAAGUAAAGAAAAGCAAUUAUCUACAGCCUACAUUUGUCCAACAAAUGCACUCUUUGAUUUUUUUAGUUUUUGAGUUCUUUCAAUGCUUUUGCAGGGAGGAUAUUUGGCUCUACUGUAAGCCAUGGAGUAAAGGAAUUUUUACAUCAAAACAAAGUUUUAGCACCAUUGGUUCCUCUGUUAUAUUUUGGUGGAUGCUGUUACUUUGUAUGAAUAUUUCCACUGAAUUCUGUGUCGACCUGGAAAUCAUUAAAAGGACAAUUUUUACUA
This is a messenger RNA of Micropterus salmoides (largemouth bass), 7064 nucleotides long. RefSeq names its product caskin-2-like. The transcript is spliced from 22 exons. Bases 505 to 4998 code for a protein of 1497 amino acids. NCBI's taxonomy places the organism in Eukaryota, Metazoa, Chordata, Actinopteri, Centrarchiformes, Centrarchidae. Gene Ontology annotation, molecular function: protein binding. The record is from RefSeq and is a predicted model, not a curated record.